Carica papaya (papaya) is the source of this 1349-nucleotide messenger RNA. NCBI's taxonomy places the organism in Eukaryota, Viridiplantae, Streptophyta, Magnoliopsida, Brassicales, Caricaceae. The record is from RefSeq and is a predicted model, not a curated record.
UUUUAUGUAUUGAUGAUCAAAAGGUCAACAUAUCAGUUCAGUAGGGACCAGAAAGAGAGAACUCAAUUGGGUUAUAAAAGUCAACUGAGGGAACUUAUUAUAAUCUCUAACAAUUGUAUGUACUGCUAUCCGCAUAACUUGGUUAUAACACAUUUUCUUGUCUACUCUUUGCAGACAGAAAGGGGAGAAGAGACUUGUUCUGAUCAGUAUUCUGGUUAGCCAUGGCCAGAGAUCAAUUACAGGUGCUCAAUGCACUUGAUGUAGCCAAAACACAAUGGUACCAUUUCACUGCAAUCAUAAUUGCUGGAAUGGGAUUCUUCACUGAUGCCUAUGAUCUUUUCUGCAUAUCCCUUGUGACCAAAUUGCUAGGCCGUAUCUAUUACCACGUUGAUGGUUCCCCAAAGCCUGGAUCAUUGCCUCCUAAUGUAUCGGCUGCUGUUAAUGGUGUGGCGUUCUGUGGAACUUUAGCAGGCCAGCUAUUUUUUGGUUGGCUUGGUGACAAACUAGGGAGGAAGAAAGUGUAUGGGAUGACCCUUAUGCUCAUGGUCAUAUGCUCGGUUGGUUCAGGUCUUUCGUUUGGACAUGAGCCUAAAUCUGUGAUUGCAACCCUUUGCUUCUUUCGCUUCUGGCUUGGUUUUGGAAUUGGUGGUGACUAUCCACUUUCUGCCACUAUCAUGUCUGAGUAUGCUAACAAGAAGACUCGUGGUGCCUUUAUAGCUGCUGUGUUUGCGAUGCAAGGAUUCGGAAUUCUGGGAGGUGGUAUAUUUGCAAUCAUAGUUGCUUCUGCAUUCAAGGCAGCCUUUGACGCUCCGGCAUACGAGGUUGAUCCAACUGGCUCAACUGUCCCACAAGCAGACUUUGUUUGGCGUAUAAUUCUGAUGGUUGGUGCACUCCCAGCUGCACUCACUUACUACUGGAGAAUGACGAUGCCUGAAACUGCUCGGUACACGGCCCUUGUAGCCAAGAAUGCAAAGCAGGCUGCCUCUGAUAUGUCAAAGGUUUUGCAGGUGGACAUUGAGUCAGAAGAGCAGAAGGUUGAGCAGAUAGCUCAGAACAGGAGCAAUGCUUAUGCUUUGUUCUCUAGAGAGUUUGUUCGUCGACAUGGUCUUCACUUGCUUGGAACAACAACUACAUGGUUCUUGCUUGACAUUGCAUUCUACAGCCAAAAUCUUUUUCAGAAGGAUAUCUUUAGCGCAAUCGGGUGGAUUCCUCCUGCAAAGACAAUGAACGCCCUGGAGGAAGUUUACAGAAUUGCAAGAGCACAAACACUUAUUGCUCUUUGCAGCACUGUUCCUGGCUAUUGGUUUACAGUGGCCUUCAUUGAUAAGAUGGGAAGGUUUGCUAUUCAA